Desarmillaria tabescens is the source of this 501-nucleotide messenger RNA. RefSeq lists its product as uncharacterized. Bases 1 to 501 code for a protein of 166 amino acids. The record is from RefSeq and is a predicted model, not a curated record. The transcript is spliced from 8 exons. Lineage: Eukaryota; Fungi; Basidiomycota; Agaricomycetes; Agaricales; Physalacriaceae.
AUGUCCAUCUCCAUCAUCAAAAGAUCGAUUUACACCUUCUUCUCUGUGAUAGCUGCAACAGAUUUCAUUAUAGCUCUCAUGAUGUGCUAUUAUCUGCAUAAGGUCAGAGAAGAUACACAAUUCUCUUCAACUUCUGCCGUCACUGUUACUCUAAUUGCAUGCUCUCUGCUCGCUCUUAUUGCAUACAUUGUGUGGCCCAAGUCUCUUAUUUUCCUUGGCAUCGAUUUUGCUCUGCCAAAAUUUUAUGUCAACUCCCUGCUUGCUAUGCUUAAUUACUGGCCUAAAUGCCCAUCGACCCAAUUUGUUGCAGAGCGUUCAAAACACUCAAUUCCUACCAUCGUUAGGAUCACACUGCACACUUCAGAAGGUGAUACCCAAGAAACAUCUUUCCUGCAGGAUAUUGGCAUCCCACUCUCUGAGAUUUGGGUUAGUCACUCAUUCAAUCAUAAGUCGGCCCAUUCAGACCCAGGGGGACCUCUCAAUUACGAAGUCCAAGAGUGA